AUGACAAUAACCUGCUCGGAGAGGGAUGGUGUCGUUGCUGAUCUCCGUUUAGCGGAUUCCUUUUAUUUGAAAUAUGAAGUUCGGGGUGUCUUGGGUUCUGGAGCCAGUAGUACUGUGCGACGUUGCAUAGAAAAAGACUCUAAAGCCGAAUUCGCUGUUAAAAUUUUGGAUCUUAAUAGUGGUGUCGACACCUCAGAAGUUAUACGUUCAGAAUGUAUGCGAGAGGUGACGAUUCUUAGAAAAGUAGUCGACCACCCCAAUAUCAUAAGAAUUCAUGAUGUUUUCGAGGGGGAUGCAUACAUAUUUCUGGUCUCAGAAAUUUGUCAAGGUGGUGAACUUUUCGACUAUCUUACUCACAACGUCAUUAUUUCCGAAAAACGUACUCGUGCAAUCAUGCGGCAGCUGUUUGAUGCUGUUAAUUUUAUCCAUGACCGUCAAAUCGUCCAUCGAGAUCUCAAGCCGGAAAACAUUCUUCUUGAUGAAAAUCUUAACAUAAAAGUUACGGACUUCGGGUUGGCUGUAUUUGUUGACGAUGAAGAAGAGCUCAAAGAAACUCGGGGAACACCAGGUUACUUGGCGCCAGAGGUCCUGAUGUGUGGUUACUAUGAAGAUCAACCUCCUUAUGGUCAACCUGUAGACAUUUGGGCAUGUGGUGUGAUUAUGUAUACUCUGUUAGCAGGUUGUCCCCCUUUUUGGAAUCGUAAAGAACAUUUGAUGCUGCGCCAGAUUAUGGAAGGCCGUUUCUCUUUUCCUAGUCCAGAAUGGGAUGAUAUCAGCGAAUCUGCAAAGGAUCUAGUGAGUUGCUCUAUAAAUGUCUGCUUCCUUUAUUUGUUAUGUACAAACGUCAUAUUCACUGAAGAUAUCGUAAAUGGCCUGGUUAGUGGAGUACAAGUUAUUGAAAUGCAAUUUAGUAUUGUGCUUAGUACAUUUUCACCAGUUUUUUUACUUGUGGAUUCCAGCGUAAGGUUGACAGCUUUAGAUUCAUUGAAUCAUGCAUUCUUCCUACAACAACCUAUAGUUGGAAAGACAGCCUUCAAUGCUAGACAGAAAUUUAAGACUGGUAUGUUGGCUGUCAGUUUUAUAUUUUAUCUACGCCGUUUAAAAGUGGAUGCUGCCUAUUUAAAUAUCCAUCAGUUAUCUAUGGAUCCAUAUUCAAAUAAGAAAUUGCGUAAAAUUAUUGAUACACUUGCCUAUGAUGUUUAUAGUCAAUGGGUUAAGAAAGGUGAAGAACAAAAUCGUGCUGAAUUAUUUGAAAAUGUACCACGUCGUGAUAUGAUUGAUACACCAGAAGCAAUAUUUCACAAUAGUCCAAAACGUUCAGUGUUAGCCGGUGACUCCGUGAAUUAUACACCUUUCAAUUUUGAAGAUGAAGAUGAUGAUGAUAUCAGGAUACCGAUUAGAAUUGAUUAUUAAUAAACCCUUUAUUACAAUCUGUAGUCUAAACUUAGCCCCUCCCUACCUCCUCUCUCAAUAUAUAUAUAUAUAUAUAUAUAU
This is a messenger RNA of Schistosoma mattheei, 1494 nucleotides long. The record is from the annotation of a GenBank genome assembly. Lineage: Eukaryota; Metazoa; Platyhelminthes; Trematoda; Strigeidida; Schistosomatidae.